GGAAGUAUAUGCCUAACAUUUGAAACAUCUUCUUUGCACAAACUAUCGCCCGUUUCUUCAGUCAGUGACCGGAAAUGUACAUUAAGAUGACAGUUCAUGGCCCUUCCCCAAAAUAUGGCCUACAAUUUCAUUUAUCCCUUGUCAUUUCAUUCAAUUGCUUCAUAUUUCAUAGCAUACUAUUCCACCUUGCUCAGAUGUUAAGCUAUAGUCUCCCUCCUCGUCUCACACAAGUACCUUCGACAAAAGCAUGUUGCAUUGACAAGAACAUGUAGCAUACUCUUCAUCAGCCGAGUUGGCGCUAUACACUUGGAAACACUUUGGCCAACGGAAAACAAUUUAGUGGUUGUAGUAAGCAAGCCUGAACACUGAUCGCAAUAAAUGACCGCCAAGCC
Molecule: messenger RNA, 392 nt
Organism: Dissoconium aciculare CBS 342.82
Lineage: Eukaryota; Fungi; Ascomycota; Dothideomycetes; Mycosphaerellales; Dissoconiaceae
Exons: 1
Coding region: 75-272 (65 amino acids)
Source: RefSeq, a predicted model, not a curated record